Molecule: messenger RNA, 2800 nt
Organism: Cladophialophora immunda
Lineage: Eukaryota; Fungi; Ascomycota; Eurotiomycetes; Chaetothyriales; Herpotrichiellaceae
Exons: 5
Coding region: 71-1726 (551 amino acids)
Source: RefSeq, a predicted model, not a curated record
CGACAACAUCAAACCCCCGCGCAUCUUUCGUUUUCCUUCGCCAUCGACCCUCAACCACCUCACUAUCGUCAUGACGAUCGAAGUGUAUGCCGACGAGCUCCUACGCCUAACGGUGAAAGAUAUUGGGGAUGAGGUCCUUAUUGAGAUCAAAGAUCCGGAAAACCAAACUGAGAAACAUUUAGCACAUCUACGAGAACUCAUCGAUAAACGGUUUGAGAAAGACUGCUCGCGGGCGGUGAACGCAGACGAGCUCGGGGAUCGGCUAGGCCGUCUCCCUUCGCGAAAGUCGACGCCCUCCUCCCGUUCCCGCUCAUUGUCCGUCACUCCAUCCUUUACUGAGGAAGAAAUCAGAAAAAUGACUUGGAUCGGGGAAGAGGAGUCAUAUUGUGCUCUAAAAGCUGACGGGGGCCGGCCAUCACACCCUAUUGAUCUUGGCUUCGAUGUGCUAUAUAAUCCUGGAGAGUAUCAAGAUAUUAUCAAGUUUUGGCAAUCUUUCGGUGGAUGCGGCUUCCUAAGUGUAUUUUCCUGCCAACUCGGGCAUUGGAGGCAGUUCCGGGAGUUUCAAGAUCGGAUGCGAGAAUUUUACAAUCCGCGGAACAGGUUUCAAGAGUAUCAAAACAUCAUUCGAGAGAGUCAAGCAGACGCGGGAUGCAAAUGGGGCCUCCCAGUGCUGGAGGACCGGCACCAGCAGAACCGGUUGGAGGACUGGAACGAGUUUCGGGCCUUUUGCUAUCGAAGACUCAAAGCCUAUCGAAAAAGGAUCGAGCCCGCUGAGCGGGAGCUCUUGCACUAUCAGAAAAAGCUAGAGGAAGUGGAAGCACAAACACGAUUAACCGAUGUCAUUACUGAUCCGCAAGUCCUCUACAGCCGAUUGCAUGAGAUUACGGCCUCAGAGAAAGAGGUGGCUGAUGCGAAAUCGAGAGUGGAAUCAGCAGAGAAUGGAUUGAAAGCCGCAAAACGAAACAAUUCAAAGAGAAAGGCCAGCCUGAUUAGGGCAGCGUAUCAGAAACUUCGGUCCGCAAGAGACUGUCUGAUACACGUUUCUAGCUCUGAGGAAAUGAGAAGACUGCGUGAUGGCUAUGAUCUACAUAUAGCCCAGGAGGUUAUGGCCCACGCCGAGGGUGGGUUACGUGCGGCGCAGCUCAAUGUCAAGAGAUGGGAAGCGUUCGUGAAGUGGAUUGACGACCAAUAUCCCGUCAUCGCGGCCGAAUGCGGGUACCUUCAUAAUGAUAGUGGGAACAAUGUGACCCAAGGGUUUGGGGUUAAUGGCCGGAAGCAGACACCGCGUGCCCGGACGCAUCGGCGAAAAGAUGCAGAGACCAAGUCUGUUCUCAGUCCAAAUUCUUCUUCUAGGAUCUCGAAGUCGUCAAAGAGAAAGCCGGAUCGCACAAGGCAGGUCAGACGCGCUCAGAUUCUAUCACCGAGUACAAUACAGCAACUUCCUGUUGAAAGGCCUAUCCUACCUCGCCGAAGCGAACGAUUACAACAGUCUAAGGACCACCAAACAAGGCAAGUCCCUAACAUGAACGUUCUGCAUUCCGUUCGUUCUGCGAAAGUCACCAAGGUUUCGAAACGAGAUGUGACUCCUGGACAACAAUCUACACAGAGGGACCGUUCGAUCGCCAAAAGAAGUCCUGGAACGAAACAGACUGCCACGAGUGGAAACAGAACCUUACGCAGAAGCCAACGGUUGGCACAGCAAUCCGGACACUGCGGAUACAAGUAAUAUGAAUAUUUAUUUGCCUUCUUUUUGCAACUGCUAGUUUUGAACAAGCAGGCGACCUGUGGCUCUAUGCGGGGUCUAGCCAAGCGUCAUGAGGAUCGGCCCGAAGAUGUCGACAAACUUUUCCGCGGCCAAGGGUUCGAGUACGACAAUGUCUUUGACCGGACGAUUCGGGAAUUCCAGAGGCUUGAGCCUGACGCCUAGGAGCCCUCUACAUCGAAGGCCGUGGACGAGAGGCCAGGAGAGGACACCACGAAGUCAUCAGGGUAGUGGAGCCUAGGAUGUGACCAAGGCAACUCGUUAGAGGGUGGAAAGUAUCUGUCAUCGAGAGCCAGCCAUUCCACUGGGGAGCAACACCGACCGCGAGGCAGGAAAUCUAAAUUGCAAAUGGUUGGCUGGCAUUGGCAGACUGAGCGAAAGCCUGUUUGAAAGCCAUCAAAUGCCUCACCGGUUGAGAGGCUGGUCGUCAUUGUUGUCUGUGCGGCGACCGUUGGCGACCAUCGUGUGGCCCAGGCUGACGGGUUCGAGCUCAUCACGCGCUCGUGUCUGCUCGGCUAUCAGCUCCUCCGGAAGAUGUCCAAGAUAAUGUCUUUGACUGGAGCACUCCGCAGACUGGGGCCAGGUCUAAAUUCCCAAAGAGGAGACGGCUGCCCGAUUAGCAACCGUCACAUCCCGGUCAAGACAUUGGCAUCCCAAUAGUCCUGGAGCAGUCAUUGGAAACGCAGUCCUCUUGUCCCGUACCCAUCAAACAUGAAUCGGGUAGCAUGGAAAUUACAGUGCAGCACGAAGCGCUCCGGUGCUGUGUAGCUAGUCGAGGAAGCCAAUGACUGGGAUUUUUUUGUUCUCUGGUAUGACAAAACACGCGCUUUUCAAGUUUCGAAAAUAAUUGCGUAGUAUUUUUACUGUUGUUUGGACCGAGAGGAGUCAAUGUAUGUGUAAACCGAUCAACCUCGACUCAACAUGAGGGCUCUAAGUUCUCACUCUAAUCACUGCACCAGCUAGAGCCAUCCAAACUGAACAGUGUGCUCAACGAGCUUUAUUCAACAAAGGCAAUUAUCUUUGAUGCUGAAGAGUGGU